GAAGAAAAGUAACUCAAUACCAAGCUUAUUAACUGAACUAAACGGUAAUAUUGAAAACUAUUUACUUGACAACAAGAUAAAAACAAGAAAAGGAGCUAGUCCUGGAUUGUGGCUUUGUUUUGUCUUGCCAACGUCAGUAAUUCUUGGAAUUUGGAAUUACCCAGACUGUGGUUAUUUCUACCGAUCAGCAACAUGUCUGAGUGUUGGCUUGCUACUCAACUCCUUAUCGAUAAUUUUUCAAGUUCAUCAUUCUACUCAGUUCCGUACUAUUUGUUGUGUAAUCAACUCCAUCACUACCACACUAUUGCUACAUUACUUCACUGAGCAUAGUAUAGUUUUCACAGUGGUCCUUGGGAUAUUCAGUAGUUUCGGAUUCAAUAAACUACUUGUUCUUUCUCUGCAACUGUGUCCGCAAACAUUUACAUUUGGAGAAGCAGCUGUGGUCGUGGAAGCUGCAAUCCUUUUCAUUGCUUCUGUUGUUGCAAUGCUCUUCACAUUCACACCAGUUACAUGCAUCGAUAUAUCAACAAAGAUAUUGCAGGUAGGUAUGACGGGGCUGAUGAUCUUCUGUGGUUGUGUCUACAACUUCCCUCGGCUCAGGAAGCCCAUGGAGUUCUACUCUUGUCUUGCUGCAGUUCUGGUGAUCAUUGUCGUCUUGCUGCAUGUCUUGUUGAACUUCAGUUCUGUUUUGUGGAUUUUCUACUUGGCGACAGAAGAUAUUCUCACUCUAAAGCUGGUUGCCUCGUGGGUGUUGGCAAGCGUUGUGGCCGUAGUGGCAGCCAUGACACAGGUGAAGGGGGGCCGCAAGGCGUCCACCAUCGUCAGAAAGUACUUCCACUUACUAGCUGUGGCUGUCUAUCUGCCAGGACUCUUGUUGAACCCUUGCCUGCUCUACCUGGCAAGCGGAAUAAUAUUUGCCAUUUUUGUUGGUCUUGAGAUAGUGAGGGUGGCCAAGGUAGCGCCAGUAGCUGAGGUGUUGGACUCUGUGUUCCUCACAUUCGUAGAUGAAAAGGACGCAGGUCCCGUGGCUCUAACUCCACUGUGUCUGAUGGCGGGUGUGUCUGCCCCGCUGUGGCUACACCCAGCUCCUGCAUCAUCCCCAGACUCCCUCCCCCCUCUGCUGGCGGGGCUACUGUCAGUAGGCGUGGGUGACACGGCAGCCUCUGUGUGCGGCUCGUUGUUCGGUCGUCACAAAUGGCCAGAUUCUCAAAGGACUAAAGAGGGGUCUGCAGCUUGUUUUAUCUCCCAGUUGUUCUUCGUCAUAGCCAUGAUACAUUUUGGUUAUAUUCCAAGAAACAACCUGUUACAGCCGAUAGUUGCGAUUUCCGCUGUCUCUUGGGUUGAAGCUACAACAGACCAAAUUGAUAACCUUGCCCUACCUCUGCUCAUGUACAUAUUAAUGUUAUAAGGUAGACUAACGUCCUAGUCAAUGUUGUAAAGACAACA
Macrosteles quadrilineatus (aster leafhopper) is the source of this 1446-nucleotide messenger RNA. RefSeq names its product dolichol kinase-like. Lineage: Eukaryota; Metazoa; Arthropoda; Insecta; Hemiptera; Cicadellidae. Gene Ontology annotation, cellular component: endoplasmic reticulum membrane. The record is from RefSeq and is a predicted model, not a curated record. Gene Ontology annotation, molecular function: dolichol kinase activity. Gene Ontology annotation, biological process: dolichyl monophosphate biosynthetic process. The transcript is spliced from 8 exons. Bases 485 to 1408 code for a protein of 307 amino acids.